This is a messenger RNA of Oncorhynchus nerka (sockeye salmon), 3834 nucleotides long. RefSeq names its product NME/NM23 family member 9 (gene nme9). The record is from RefSeq and is a predicted model, not a curated record. The transcript is spliced from 15 exons. NCBI's taxonomy places the organism in Eukaryota, Metazoa, Chordata, Actinopteri, Salmoniformes, Salmonidae. Gene Ontology annotation, molecular function: nucleoside diphosphate kinase activity. The coding region runs from base 161 to 2362 and encodes 733 amino acids. Gene Ontology annotation, biological process: GTP biosynthetic process; UTP biosynthetic process; CTP biosynthetic process.
UGGCACUAGAGCUGGUAGAGUUAACUCGUUCAAUAGUCUGGAAAGUUACCCCUCUCAACUCAACUUCCAAAGACUUAUUUUGUUUGUUUUUGCUUGCAAAUGACGUUUGGAGAUUUAUUGUUUUAAAAAGAAUCGUGUUCUCAGAUGGUACAUUAAUAAGAUGGCUGGCAAAAAGAAAGAAGUCAGCUUGCAGGCGUCUGUCGCAAACCAAGAGCAAUGGGAUGAGAUGCUUGCAACUAAAGGUUUAACAGUUGUAGAUGUGUACCAGCAGUGGUGUGGUCCAUGCCGAGCUGUUGUCAGCUUACUGAGGAAGAUCAAAAAUGAACUGGGAGAUGACUUGUUACAUUUUGCCACAGCAAAAGCUGACAGUAUCGAUGCUCUAGAAAGGUACAGGGGGAAGUGUGAGCCCACCUUCCUGUUCUAUGGGGGGGGGGAGAUGGUCUCAGUGCUGCGGGGGGCUAACGCUCCUGUCCUCCAGAGGAUGGUGUUGGAGGAACUGGCCAGAGAGAAGACUGUCCUGGAGGAGGGAGGGGAACGCAGAGUGGUGAAAGAUGAAGGUUUGAUAGAUGAAGACGAGGAGGAGGAUCAAAGUGAUGAAGAUACGCUUGUUCCAGACAGUAAAUCAUACACGGUGGCCAUCAUCAAACCAAACGCUGUGGCUCAUGGCAAAACUAGUGAGAUUAUCAUGAAGAUUCAGGAUGCCGGGUUUGAGAUCCUAGCCCACGAGGAGAGAACGCUGAGCGACUCUGAAGCACGAGAUUUCUACCAGAACAAAGUAGGAGAGGCCUGUUUUGAAGACCUGAUCCAGUUCAUGUCCAGUGGCCCCUCUCACGUCCUGGUGGUCUCUCAGAGGGAGGGGUCAGGUAAUGUGGUGCCAGCAUGGAGGGAGUUCAUUGGUCCAGCAGACAUAGAGGAAGCCAGGAGGGAUAAACCUGAGAGCCUACGUGCCCAGUAUGGCAGUGAAACCCUGUUCAACUCGCUCCACGGUAGUGACGACAGCCAUCAGGCCAGGAGGGAGCUGGCCUUCUUCUUCCCCAGCUUCAGGACUUCUUCCCGGGCAGAGCAGCACGAGGAGGAAGGGCGAGUGGAGAGGACACUGGCUCUCAUCCGACCCAACCUCUCCAGGGAGAGCAAAGAUGAGAUCUGGUCUCGUAUCCAUGAGGCUGGCUUCACUGUGUCUCUCCAGAGAGAGGUGAUAUUAACAGAGGAACAGGCCAGACGGUUCUACAAACGACAUGUUGACCAGGACUACUUCCCUGCCCUACUGCACAACAUGACCAGUGGUCCUGUGUUGGCUCUGGCCCUGGCCAGGACGGGAGCUGUGGACCACUGGAGGAACCUUCUGGGCCCUAAAGACGUCAACAAGGCCAGGGAGGAGCAGCCCGACUGCCUCAGGGCCCAGUUCAUGGUGGCCAGUGAGGAGGACAGAGAGCCCCAGAACCAGCUGAACCAGCUCCAUGGCAGUGCCAGCAGGGAGGAAGCAGAGGAGGAGAUUGACUUCUUCUUCCCUAAACAGCAGACUCUGGCCAUCAUUAAGCCUGACUCCAUGGACGAACAUAGAGAGGAGAUCCUGGGGGAGAUCCGUGCUGGGGGUUUCUCUAUAUCUCGGCUGAAGGAGACAGUGUUGUCUAGAGACACGGCUGAGGAGAUCUACAGGGAACACAGAGACAAACCGUUCUUCAGCCAGCUGGUUGACUUCAUGUGCAGCGGCCCCUGUAUGCUGCUGGUGCUGACCAAGGAAAAUGCUGUGGAGGAGUGGCGGUCCAUGAUGGGCCCCACAGACCCUGGCCUGGCCCAGGUUACGGCCCCGGGGUCCCUGAGGGCCCGCUUCGCCUUAGACAUCCUCCACAACUCCCUUCACGGCUCCUCCAAUCAGGAGCAUGCUCAGGAGAAGAUACACUUCCUGUUUGGUGAUAUCAUCACCUCAGACAGAGACCUGACCAGCAAUGGGGAACUGGAUCCCACAUCGCGAGGAAAACAGCAGGACAGUUUUGCAGAUCUCAUGGCUUCAGACAAAUCAGGUUGUACAACUGCAGAAAUUAAAGAACAUGCUGAGCCAGGAAGUCCAGAGAGCCAUCAAAAGCAUGUUGAGCCAGGAAGUCCAGAGAGCCAUCAAGAGCAUGUUGAGCCAGGAAGUCCAGAGAGCCAUCAAGAGCAUGUUGAGCCAGGAAGUCCAGAGAGCCAUCAAGAGCAUGUUGAGCCAGGAAGUCCAGAGAGCCAUCAAGAACAUGCUGAGCCAGGAAGUCCGGAGAGCCAUCAAGAGCAUGUUGAGCCAGGAAGUCCAGAGAGCCAUCAAGAGCAUGUUGAGCGGGCCACAUCCAUGUCAGACACGUUAGAGAUCCCCAGGACAGGUCACCAGUAGAGAUCCCCAGGACAGAUCCCCAGUAGAGAUCCCCAGGACAGGUCACCAGUAGAGAUCCCCAGUAGAGAUCCCCAGGACAGGUCACCAGUAGAGAUCCCCAGGACAGGUCACCAGUAGAGAUCCCCAGGACAGGUCACCAGUAGAGAUCCCCAGGACAGGUCACCAGUAGAGAUCCCCAGGACAGGUCACAAGUAGAGAUCCCCAGUAGAGAUCCCCAAGACAGGUCACCAGUAGAGAUCCCCAGUAGAGAUCCCCAGGACAGGUCACCAGUAGAGAUCCCCAGGACAGGUCACCAGUAGAGAUCCCCAGGACAGGUCACCAGUAGAGAUCCCCAGGACAGGUCACCAGUAGAGAUCCCCAGGACAGGUCACCAGUACAGAUCCCCAGGACAGGUCACCAGUAGAGAUCCCCAGGACAGGUCACCAGUAGAGAUCCCCAGGACAGGUCACCAGUAGAGAUCCCCAGGACAGGUCACCAGGACCGAUCCCCAGUAGAGAUCCCCAGGACAGGUCACCAGUAGAGAUCCCCAGGACAGAUCCCCAGUAGAGAUCCCCAGGACAGGUCACCAGUAGAGAUCCCCAGGACAGGUCACCAGUAGAGAUCCCCAGGACAGGUCACAAGUAGAGAUCCCCAGUAGAGAUCCCCAGGACAGGUCACCAGUAGAGAUCCCCAGGACAGGUCACCAGUAGAGAUCCCCAGGACAGGUCACCAGGACAGAUCCCCAGUAGAGAUCCCCAGGACAGGUCACCAGUAGAGAUCCCCAGGACAGAUCCCCAGGACAGGUCACCAGUACAGAUCCCCAGGACAGGUCACCAGUAGAGAUCCCCAGGACAGGUCACAAGUAGAGAUCCCCAGUAGAGAUCCCCAGGACAGGUCACCAGUAGAGAUCCCCAGGACAGGUCACCAGUAGAGAUCCCCAGGACAGAUCCCCAGUAGAGAUCCCCAGGACAUAUCCCCAGUAGAGAUCCCCAGGACAGGUCACCAGGACAGAUCCCCAGUAGAGAUCCCCAGGACAGGUCACCAGUAGACAUCCCCAGGACAGGUCACCAGUAGACAUCCCCAGGACAGGUCACCAGUACAGAUCCCCAGUAGAGAUCCCCAGGACAGGUCAACAGUACAGAUCCCCAGGACAGGUCACAAGUAGAGAUCCCCAGUAGAGAUCCCCAGGACAGGUCACCAGUAGAGAUCCCCAGGACAGGUCACCAGUAGAGAUCCCCAAGACAGGUCACCAGUAGAGAUCCCCAAGACAGGUCACCAGUAGAGAUCCCCAGGACAGGUCACCAGUAGAGAUCCCCAGGACAGGUCACCAGUAGAGAUCCCCAGGACUCUGAUCGUCAAAGUUAAGACUGAAUGGCCUUCGUCUUUCAGAUACAACAAAUCAACAAUACCACUUGUAGGGCUACAGUACAUUAUCAUGUUACUUCAUUUGAAUGUUGCGAAAAAUGAAAUAAAAAUCUUACUGCAGAUUUGUA